UCCUCCUCAGCGCGGCGCCGCAGACUUGACCCAAGUCUCUCCAAGAGUCUCCUCCGGCCCCGGAAAAGCAGCUGCUGGCGUGAGGGCCGCCUGGGGAAUGGGCGGCCUCGUGACCUGAAGUCCCGGGGCAGGAAGGGCCUUGCCGGCCUCGCUCGCGCAAGGGCGGAUUUGCGCGGCCGGCACAGCAGGAACCGGCCGGCGGCCUGAGCGCCCGCGACCAUGAACGAGGAGGCCAUCUGCAGCGCGCUGCCCACCGUCCCCUACCGCAAGCUCGCCGACCUGUGCUACCUGAGCCGCGGCGCCUCGGGCACCGUGUCGUCCGCCCGCCACGCAGACUGGCGCGUUCAGGUGGCCGUGAAGCACCUGCACAUCCACACCCCACUGCUCGACAGUGAAAGAAAUGAUGUCCUAAGAGAAGCUGAAAUUUUACACAAAGCUAGAUUUAGUUACAUUCUUCCCAUUUUGGGAAUUUGCAUUGAGCCUGAAUUUUUGGGAAUAGUUACUGAAUAUAUGCCAAAUGGAUCAUUAAAUGAACUCCUACAUAGGAAAACUGAAUAUCCUGAGGUUGCUUGGCCACUGAGGUUUCGCAUCCUGCACGAAAUCGCACUUGGCGUAAAUUACCUGCACAAUAUGAAUCCUCCUUUACUUCAUCACGACUUGAAGACUCAGAAUAUCUUAUUGGAUAAUGAAUUUCAUGUCAAGAUUGCAGAUUUUGGUUUAUCAAAAUGGCGCUUGAUGUCCCUCUCACAAUCACGAAGUAGCAAAUCUGCACCAGAAGGAGGGACAAUUAUCUAUAUGCCUCCUGAAAACUAUGAACCUGGACAAAAAUCGAGGGCCAGUGUCAAGCAUGAUAUAUAUAGCUAUGCAGUUAUCAUGUGGGAAGUAUUAUCCAGAAAACAGCCUUUUGAAGAAGUCACCAACCCUUUGCAGAUUAUGUAUAGUGUGUCGCAAGGACAUCGACCUGACACUAACGAAGAAAGUUUGCCGUGUGAUAUACCUCAUCGAGCACUUAUGAUCUCUUUAAUAGAGAGUGGAUGGGCACAAAAUCCAGAUGAAAGACCCUCUUUCUUAAAAUGUUUAAUAGAACUUGAACCAGUUUUGAGAACAUUUGAAGAGAUAACUUUUCUUGAAGCUGUUAUUCAGCUAAAGAAAACAAAGUUACAGAGUGCUUCAAGUACUCUUCACGUAUGUGAUAAGAAGAAAACGGAAUUAUCUCUGAGCAUACCUGUAAAUCAUGGUCCACAGGAGGAAUCAUGUGGAUCAUCUCAGCUGCAUAAAAAUAGUGGUUCUCCUGGAAGCUCAAAGUCCUUGUCAGCUCCCCAAGACAAUGAUUUUCUAUCUAGAAAAACUCAGGACUAUUCUUCUGCGAAGCCACAUCACUGUUCAGUAAAUCACAGUUGGGAUACUACCAUUUCUGCAUCUCAAAAGGUGACAUUCUGUGAUAAGACUAUUCCAUACUCUACAGCAAUAAUAAAUUCACUCUUAGCUGAGGGACAUUCAGAGCGUCUGCAGCCUGGUUUAGCACAACAGUGGAUCCAGAGCAAAAGGGAAGACAUCGUGAACCAAAUGACAGAAGCCUGCCUGAACCAGUCGCUAGACGCCCUUCUCUCCAGGGACUUGAUCAUGAAGGAGGACUAUGAACUUAUUAGUACCAAGCCUACAAGGACCUCAAAAGUCAGACAAUUACUGGACACCACUGACAUCCAAGGAGAAGAAUUUGCUAAAGUUAUAGUACAAAAGUUGAAAGAUAACAAACAAAUGGGUCUUCAGCCUUACCCAGAAGUACUUGUAUCUUCUAGGUCACCAUCUUUAAAUUUACUUCAAAAUAAAAGCUUGUAAGUGAGUCUUUUACAAGAAAACAGUUAGUUUAUAAAAGGAUAUUUAUAUCUCUGUUGCCUUGAUAUUUUUGUAAAAUCCACAUGAGAAUUGGAGGCUUUACUGAAGAUUCUGCUUUAAGUAAAUACUAGUCUCCUUCCGUGAUAUUGCCAUAUUUUUUUAAUUAAAUAAGUAAAAAGCUUGCAUUCUGCUACAUA
Molecule: messenger RNA, 2033 nt
Organism: Propithecus coquereli (Coquerel's sifaka)
Lineage: Eukaryota; Metazoa; Chordata; Mammalia; Primates; Indriidae
Gene: RIPK2
Product: receptor-interacting serine-threonine kinase 2
Exons: 11
Coding region: 220-1839 (539 amino acids)
Biological process (GO): positive regulation of canonical NF-kappaB signal transduction; protein phosphorylation; innate immune response
Cellular component (GO): cytoplasm
Molecular function (GO): ATP binding; JUN kinase kinase kinase activity
Source: RefSeq, a predicted model, not a curated record